Molecule: messenger RNA, 1200 nt
Organism: Mesorhabditis spiculigera
Lineage: Eukaryota; Metazoa; Nematoda; Chromadorea; Rhabditida; Rhabditidae
Source: the annotation of a GenBank genome assembly
AUGGGCGCCGACGAGAUCGCCGACCUCGCCUCCGUCACGUUCAACCAGGAUGGAAAAUCCCUAGCCGUCGGCCAUGCAUCCGGCUACAUGCUGUAUUCAAUGCAGGACUGCGCCGAGUCGUCAGCCCUGCAGUGCGACCCACACGUCGAGCCCAAGCUCUCCGAUGCGAUCAUUGUCGAGCGGCUGUUCAACUCCUCGUUGGUGGUGAUCGUCUCCCGACUCCAGCCCCGCGUGAUGUACGUCUACCACUCGCAGAGCAAGAACAUGAUCUGCGACUACAAAUACGGCAACACGGUGCUGGCGGUGAAGCUGAACCGCGAGCGAGUGGUCGUGUGUCUUGAAGACGCGCUGUACAUCUACAACCUCAAGGAUAUGAAGAUGAUGCACUCAAUCUGCGACACCCCGCCCAACAAGCACGGCCUUAUCGAUCUGUCUGCAAACGACCAAAAUUGCUACCUGGCUUACCCCGGAAAUCACAACAAUGGAACGGUGUACAUCUUCGACGCAAAAAAUCUCACCUCGGUCAACACGUUCACCGCCCACAACAGCCCGCUAGCGUCGAUGCGGUUCAGCGCCGACGGACAGAAGCUGGCCACCGCCGGCGCCAAGGGUACCGUCAUCCGGGUCUUCUCCCUGCCGAAGGGCGACAAGCUGUUCGAGUUUCAGCGUGGAAUUUCGAGGAACGCCACCAUCUACUCGAUGUGCUUCUCGGCCGACUCGAACUUCUUGUGCACCAGCUCGAACACGGAGACGGUGCACGUCUUCAAGCUGGAACCGCCGGCAAACAAAGACUCUUCCCCCAAUCAAUCGUCAAACGGCGGCUGGAUUGAGUAUUUCCAGUCGAGCCUCCACCUCCCACAGAUGAACGACUUGACGUUGAGGGAGCGGUCCUUUGCCUCAGCCCACCUACCCUCGCCUGGAUCUCGGAAUGUUGCCGCCAUGCCCACGAUUAACGGCAUGCCCCACCUUCUCGUGGCCACCACCGAGGGAUUCCUCUAUUGCUACCGCAUCGAGCACGACGGCGGCGAGUGCCAUCUGGUGCGACAACAUCGGAUUGGACCCCAGAACAACGGCUCGGGGAAGCAGGGAAGCCCUUCCGGAUCGGCCGGAUCGAAUCGAAGUGGCAGGCAUGCUGAUGGGGCAGACCCCCCGAACCCCAACGACAUUGCCGAUUUUCCGCCAAUGACGCACAGCAGCGGA